Trypanosoma grayi is the source of this 942-nucleotide messenger RNA. RefSeq names its product putative chaperone DNAJ protein. The transcript has a single exon. Gene Ontology annotation, cellular component: endoplasmic reticulum. Lineage: Eukaryota; Euglenozoa; Kinetoplastea; Trypanosomatida; Trypanosomatidae. Gene Ontology annotation, molecular function: protein-folding chaperone binding; misfolded protein binding. Bases 1 to 942 code for a protein of 313 amino acids. The record is from RefSeq and is a predicted model, not a curated record.
AUGGGCUCCGAUGUAUUUGAGCUGGUAGGGAACACCGCGCUCUAUGAUGUGCUGGGCGUUCCCAAGACAGCGUCAGAAACCGACAUUCGGCGUGCGUACUACAAGCUGGCGGUGCUGUACCACCCGGACAAAAACCCCGACGGGGUUGAGCUCUUCAAGGAGAUUAGCUUCGCCCAUAGCAUCCUCUCCGACCCGCAGCAGCGCCGGCUGUACGACAACAAGAGGCUGCGCUCGCAUAUUGAGGGGCAGGCGCGGGCAUAUGACCCCAUGAUGGACCCCAAUGUCGAACUCACCGCGGAGGAAUUGCGCGCGUUUGUGGAGCGGAAGCGCUUGGAGGAGGAGACUAGAAAAAAGAACAAAAGUGAGUUUGAGAAGCGUCGCGAAGAGGAGAUGCGGCGGCGUGCCGAGUAUGAUGCCCAAAACCCUGCAUUCAAGGAGGAGUACGAACGCAUGCGUGCCCGUGCAAAAGAGGAUGCCGAGCAACGCACUAACGCUGUGGCGGUGCAUCAGCAGCCCACUAGCGCGGAGCUGCUGCAGCGUCUGGAAAUGAAGAGGUUGGCGGAGGGAGAGGAGAGGGAGAAGGAGCGCCUGACGUCCAGCACGUGCGUCGCCGGCGCUAGUAGUGGUGGUGCGGGGGGCGGCGCGCCACAUUCUAUCAAGCGGCGUAUGAUGCAAGAGUUCCGCGUGCGCCACAACGGCCAGACGCCUGCGCCCAGCACGAUGGACGUGGAUGUUGACCGCGAGACGUUGAGCAGCCGACUGGAUUUUGUGGCGGAGAUGAAGACGAAGAAGUCGUACAGCUGCGAGCUGGAGGGGCGUAUUGGCAAAUACGCCAACUUUGACUACCGCACCUACGUUGAAAAGGGAAUCGUUGACGGCGGCAAUGUUCUUGACGACGCUAUACUUGCGGAUGCUUUGGGAAACUACGAUCGUAACAGAUGA